Messenger RNA from Siniperca chuatsi (mandarin fish), 24655 nucleotides. RefSeq names its product versican a (gene vcana). The record is from RefSeq and is a predicted model, not a curated record. Lineage: Eukaryota; Metazoa; Chordata; Actinopteri; Centrarchiformes; Sinipercidae. Gene Ontology annotation, biological process: cell adhesion. Gene Ontology annotation, molecular function: hyaluronic acid binding; calcium ion binding. The transcript has 17 exons.
UCUCACACUGACGAAAUAACAGUGUGCGUUUGGCAAAAUUUAACUUGUUGCUUGCCAGCACUUCACGGUAUCUGUCGCUUCGUUCAGAACCGGAUCAUCCCAGAGUGAGACCCUGCAUCUCUGGAGCGUCAAGGAGAAGAGAAAGGCGCGCCAGGGAGAUAAGUGCUGUUGCGCCCAUUUGGAGUGGAAAUUUUUGGGCACUUUCUACGCACGCAUGUUAAGCACUGGGACUAACUGGAUUUAAAGACAUAUAUCAAUAUUUGUACAUUUUAUGGAAUAAAACUCCUUUAAACAUGAUACAAAAUAUAAAGCAUAUCCUGUGGUUAUAUUUCCUCUGUGAAGCAGCAGCUGCAACAGCCUCCAACACAUUAUCGAUAAUCAGACCAGUCACUGGGUCCCUCUCAGGGAAGGUAAAUCUUCCCUGCUUCUUCUCCACCAUCCCAACUUCAGCACCAGUCAUCAGUCCCAAUGGAACAGCCAUUUAUAGCAGAGAUUAUUUGCGGAUCAAAUGGACCAAAAUAGAAGGAGAAGUAGAAUCCACAGUGCUAGUGGCACAGAAUGGGGUCAUCAAAAUAGGUUCCAGCUACAGGAACCGUGUAUCAGUGCCCAGUCACCCUGAGGAUGUAGGCGACGCCUCACUGACAAUGGUCAAGCUGCGUGCCAGUGACGCGGGCACUUAUCGCUGUGAGGUCAUGUACGGCAUUGAGGACACCCAGGAUACAGUUAACCUCGAUGUUAAUGGUGUUGUGUUUCACUACCGGUCAAGCACCAGCAGGUACACUUUGGACUACCAGAAAGCCGUCCAAACUUGCCAAAAUAUUGGAGCAACCAUUGCUACAUAUGAUCAGCUGAGAGCAGCCUAUGAGGAUGGCUUUGAUCAAUGUGAUGCAGGCUGGAUUGGCGACCAGACAGUGAGAUACCCAAUUACAAAGCCAAGGGAGGGCUGCUAUGGCAACCUUAAGACUAAACCUGGUGUUAGAUCAUAUGGAACCAGGAAACCCACGGAGACCUAUGAUGUAUACUGUUAUGUAGACAAACUUGAUGGUGAAGUGUACUAUGCUCCUGUGACCCGUAAAAUGACGUUUGAGGAGGCGAGAGGAGAGUGUAUGAAGAGGAAAGCUGUCCUGGCAACCCCUGGCCAGCUCCAUGCUGCCUGGCGUCAUGGUCUGGACAGAUGUGACUAUGGCUGGCUCUCCGAUGGCAGUGCACGACAUCCUGUUGCAGUACCCAGAAUGCAGUGUGGGGGAGGCCUGCUCGGUGUCAGGACCAUGUACCGCUACAGAAACCAGACUGGCUUCCCAGAACCAACUAAGAAGCUUGGAGCUUACUGUUUUAAAGGAAGGAGCAAGGUGAUCAACCAGACUUCCUUUGUGGAUGUGUCUGUGGUAGGAAUCACCACCACCACCAUCAGCUCCACUACCUCCAUCCCUUUACUGGAGAGUAGCACCACUAUGUUAACCCCAAUAUAUGAAACAGAAGAGUCUCCAGACCCUCCAGUUCCUACAAAUCCUCCAUCUAUGUUCUCUACCAGUAUGACUCCACCUCGCCCCACUCUAGCAGGUCAAGAAGAAGAGUUAAUCACCACAGUCGCACCCACCAUCAAAGAGGAACAUGAGGACACUGACAAUGUAACAGCCGCACCAGACUUUAUAACCAAUGUGAAAUUCGUUCCCCACCAUGGUGACACAUUCCAAGAACCCCAAGACAAAACAGAAAGCACUGAUAUCACAGAGUCAGUGUCCAAACCCUUCAGGGAGCCAGACGAUCACUCAGUAAUUGAGAUCAACACAAUCCAACCAGAUGUCCCCAUACCAGACAGCUCUCUCAUCACAGAACCCAUGUUUGCUCAGGGGAUGACUGAGGAAACUAUUCUGGAUUCUGGGAUCACCACAGCGAUUGCUUCUGACCUCACUGACACUUCAACAGAAUCAACAGAACUGAUCAGCGAAGAAGUGUUCAGUGUCUCAGAAUCAACACCUUCGACUACUGGGCUUCAAUCAACAACACCAUUCCCCGAUUAUGAUCUUACCGAUGAUAAGAUUAUGACUGAUUUUGCUGUAGAAGGACAGCCUCCUUCUCAACCAUCCCAACAGGACCUCUCAGUCAGCACUUUUACUAUUGAUGGAACAAUAAUCCCCACAGACACCACCUUUAUGUGUAACACCCAACCGGGCAGUGAGGUGGAGAUCGACACCUCAGCACUGCCAGAGACUACCAGCACUGCAAGACAAACCACACCUCAAAUGCAAGAUGUAGAGACACUGGCUGUUAUGUACAAGCAAGAGACCACAUCUGCAGCUGUGACAGCCACCACUGUCCUGAUUGACAGUGGAACCUCAGCCGAAGAUGUGGCAUCGUCAACAAGUGUAAACGUAUUUGAUGAGCCCACCACUGAGUUGCCAGAGCACAGCAGUGACACCCUGACAAAGGGCGAUGACACAGCAACAGAGACUGGCACAGAGUACUUAACAUCCCCUCCCAUUGCUUCAGCUGUGGUUGACACGACUGUAUCAGUUGACAAGGCUCUACAGCCACAAGAUUCUCAGUCUCGUGCCAUUCCAGUUGUGCCUGACCAUCCCACCCCCUCGAUAGCCGAUGGUGAGCCCAUACUGCAGAGUGGAGACCCAGACCUUUUCUCCCAAGCUGCUGCAACCAUCACUCCAACUGUUAGCUUUAUAAAUGGUAAACAUGAGAUUACACUGGAGCCACAGAUUUCAGAAGAAAAAGAGGCCAAAGGUACCCAGAUUUUGAAAAAUGUGACGACUCUGGGAACAAGUGAUGAAAUAACCACGGUGUUUAAUUAUAGUUGGACUGAUCUCCCUGUUGAUAGCAUCACUGAAUCUACAGAGGAACCUACAGAAAUACUGACCUCUACAGAAAUCCCAGAUGUUGAUGAAAAUGACCCUGAUACAAUCCCAAAAGUUGAAUCAACACUUCCUCACAUCCCUGAAGUAGAUGAGCUGACAACAAAAGAUCCCACACAGAAAGACACAAUCUCUGUUCCUGCCUCAACAGUGGAGGACACGGCUCCAUCAAAAACUACACAAAAAACUGAAGCUGGUCCAUCUGCCACAGAUGCCACAGUGAGUGAUGUCACAGCUACCUCUGCUGACUUUGUUCCUACAGUAACACCAGCUGAACCACAGAUCACCAAAGAAACCCAAACAACGAAGGCUGAUAAGGAAAUCACUGUCAUCACCACAUCUGUGCAAGAAGAGGUAGGCGAGUCAGGGAGGACUCCCACGUAUGUGAAAAGUGACUCCGAAGUGACUCAGACAGAGAAGGCUGAAGACCAAUUCCCUGUUACUUCAUCAACCAAACUUUACACAGCCAGAGAUAAAGCUGAAACCACAGAGGAAACAAAGAGCACAUCUGCCACUCCAGCUGCUGAAGACAGCACUCAGUCUAAGUUACAGACUGUGUACACUCCCUCCUCUGAUGACAUUGAUGGGAAAACAUCAACAACUAGUGACUCACCGAGCUCCACUCGAGAUGUGGAGGGAAAGAAAGAAAGCAAAACCCCAAAAGAAUUUGCCUUCAGCACAACGGCUCCUUCAGUACCUAGUAGUUCAGGCUCUCCUGAACAGACAGACAAGACUGCGAUAACACCAGCUCUAGAUGUAGGCAGCACUGAAUCAUCAGCAUCUGUAGCAUCUUCCCUGGCUGAAACUUCAGAGGGUACAGUCACAAGUCAGGGGGGUAGUACAAACAAUCAAAUGCCUUCCAUCUCACCUACUGAGAAAGUUGUGACUGAUGCAAUGUCUACACCAGAAGAGGAGGGUUCUGGGGUUCAAAGAGUAGACAUGUUUACAACCACCCCACCAUCAUAUACCUCUGCAUGGACUGUGAAAUCAUCUUCAAAUUUAAGCGCAACAGAUCAAGUUAUAUGGGAGAGUGAAGGAACAUCACAAACAGUACAAACAGUAGGCAGAGAUAAAACAUUAGUUCCUGCCACUGGUGAGUCAGAAAAAACGUCAACACCCACCGCUUUGCAUGAGGUGUGGAAACAAGAUGAGACAGCAACUCCCCCCUCUCAUGAAUCCAUUGCAACCACUUCUUCCCCAUUAUACAGUGCUAUUGAAAUUAUCAAGACAACAAUGGCCUCAUUCACUGAAUAUUUCAGUCAGUACUCAUCACAAAGUGCAUCACUAUUGACUGAAUUAACUGACCAAAAAGUGUAUACAAGUGAGGAAACUGCCACUAGUGUCACAGAUAAGGAGAUUUCAAUAGAUCAAACUUCCUCACCUGUGGUCACCUCUACUUCUCCAGUCAGUAGCACAGUCAAAUCAGAUGAGUCUAUUUCAACCGCAGUUUCAAGAGUGGAAAUCUCAAGUAUAACUGAGGCCACAAAACAGAUACAAACUCUAACAGUGAGCCCACUAAGUGGCAUUACAGAGACAGGUUCAUUGCAUCCUAGCACUGCUGGACAAAUUACAGAUGACCAAACAUCUGGUAUGACAUCAACAGGAGCUACUGCAGCAGCUACCAUACACAGCACAGAUAAAGUUAGAGUUAUAGGAACAACACAAUAUGAAACAGCUCAUGGUUCAACCACAGCUGGUACUGUAGCUCCUUCUGCUUUCAGCACUGAGAUACCAACAUCAGUAUCACAAGAAAUGUCAGAAAUCACAACCACUGAACGGAUAUCUGUUGCUUCUGAAGUUAGUUCCAUUUUCACACCCACAGAUGAGGUGAGUUCUGAGGACCAGACAAUAUCACCUGGAACAUCAAAGAGUGGCAUUACAGAAAGAACAGUAAAACCAUCAGAAUCAGAGGUAACAUUAAAGACUUCUGUUUCUUCUGACAUCAGUGUGACUCCAACUCCCUCUACAUUUAGCACAGGAAGUGAAGUGACCAGGAAACAAACAGAAAAACCAUCCAGUUCACAGGAACCAGCAGUUAGUGGCAUCACUGAUAUAGUUACAAGCACACUGCCCACUUCAAAAGCAGAGGUGAGUUCUGGAGGUCAAACAACUACAUCUUCUGUGUACAGCACUGAGAAACCCACAACAUUGUAUGAAGGGACAAAAAAAACAGCAGCUCCGGUACAAUCAAGCACAACUGCUUCUACUGGCGUGGAAGAGACAGUCUCAAUACCAACUUCUACACAUGAAGAAAGCUCAGGCAAACAGACAACUGGCAGAUCAGGUACAGAGUUUGUAACAACUACAGCCUCCUCAUUGUUUAGCACUAUGAGAUCGCCAGUUGAAGAAAAAGACAGUACUGUCACAGGUCAGACAGAAAGGCUGUCAGACAUAACUAUGAUUGACAAGACCGAGGACAGUUCUGUUUUCACUUCAACAAAUGAAGAUGGGUCGGGUCAAAAAAUCCCAGACAUGUCUACUCAGACAUCUGUUGUCCCAGAAACAUCUUCUCUGUACAGCACUGAUACACCAAACACAGCAAUGUUGCCUAAAACAACAGAAACUGCUGAAACAUAUGAGACCAAAACAAUGUCACCUUCAGGUGAGCCGUCAGUUUCUUCUGAUUCUGAUAUGACAUUAAGCACAAUAACAAUUUCUCCAAGUUCAGCUCCAGUUAUGUCCUCUGCUGUUUCAGACAUUGAGGAUGAAGUCAUUAGCACUGAGCCUUCAAUGGUAGAAUCCAUUUCUUCCUCCAGUGGAUCAACCAUAAAACUCAAAACAACAUCACUCUUCACUUCCACAGAUACAGAACGUCCUGGAGACCACGCUAUGGAUUUCAUUGUAGCUUUCACUGUCUCUUCAGUGUCGAGCACAGUGACUCCAGCAGUGACGACAAAACAUGAAACUACGAGUGAUGCUUCCGAGUCAGCUGUUUAUGCAGCUUCAUCAUUCUACAGUACUGAAAAACCAAAAUCAGUGUCACUUGAAACACAAGAGAUUGUAAUUACAAGUCAAAGAGAGGAAGCAUCAGUUACUGCAGACACAAGUUUUACUCUCCCAACAACAGAUGAAGAGAGCUCAGGUGAACCAAAAACUGAGAUUUCCACUAAGGAGACUUCGAGUGUAACGGCUUCCUCUAUAUUCAGCAGUGAGAAAUUGGAAUCUGAAGCAUCUGCUGUUGCAAUCUCUGCUUUUACAGUAACUUAUUCUCCAUUCAGUUUUGAAAGAUUGACUGAAAAGACAAGUACAUUGAUGUCCCCAGUCACUCCAGAAACAAGUUCUGAACUCACCUCUACAGAUGAAGAGAGUUAUCAAAAAACUGCCAAAGAGACUCCCACAGCAUCCUCACUGUUUAUCACUGAGAAGCUAACAACACUUCCAGUUAAAGAACAAGACAGUGCUGUCACAGGUCAGACAGAGAAGCCCUCGGUUACUUCAAUUGCUUAUCAGACUGAGAAAAGUUUUGUUCUCACUCCAACCGAUGAAAAACGCUCAGGUGACCAAACCCAUCAAAUGUUCUCUCAGACCUCUUCUGUCACAGCUACGUCUUAUCUGUAUAGCACUAAAAACCCAAAAGUUAUGUCACCUGAAACAACAGAGGGGGGGGAAACAGAAGAGAAAAAAAUGUCAUCACCUUCAGGAGAACCAUCAGUUUUUCCAGUCUCUGACAUGAUCACAUCAAGCUCAAUAACACAGUCUGCUAUUUCAGCCUCUGAUAUAUCACCAACUAUUUCACACAUUGAGAAUAAAGAUGUUAGAAGUGAGCCCUCAAUAGUGGCAUUGAUCCCUUCCUUUAGUGGCUCAACCACAAAACCUGAAACAACAUCACUCUUCAUCAUCACAAACACCGAAAAAGAAACUGAAACAAGUGCAACAAAAAGUCCCUCAGUAACUAAUUUUACUGAUGAGAAAGUGCAAAGUUCCAUUAUCACUCCAGCAGAUGAAGAAGGCUCAGGUGACCAAACACAAGACAUGUACACUCAGACCUUCACUGUCAAAACUAAAAUGUCUCUCUAUAGCACUGAGGCACUGACAACAAAGUCUUCUGUUUCAGACAUUGAGGAUGAUGGUAUUAGUACCGAAACCGCAUUGCUGGAGUCCAUUCCUUCAUUCAUUGGAUCAACCGCGAAACCUGAAAAAGAAUCAUUCCUUAUUACCACAGAUACAGAGAGUUCUGGAGACAGCAAUGCCGAUGUCACUGAGGAGUCAAUCAUCACAGCAACUACUGUCUCUUCAAUGUUGAGUACAGAGUCACCAUCAGUCACAGCAUCACGUGAAACUGAAACAAGUGAUACUAUAAAAUCAGCUUUUACUGCAGCUUCAUCACUCUACAGUACUGAGAAACCAACAUCAAUGUCACCUGAAACACAAGAGGCUAUAACCACAAGCCAAACUGAGGAAGCAUCAGUAACACCAGAGAAAAGUACUACUUUCACAAGAAUGGAUGAAAAAACAACUGAGCUCUCCAGCGAAGACACUGCAAUUCCUACAGCCUCCUCAUUGUUUAGCACAGAGGAGCAAACAGAACUGCCAGUUACCGAACAAGACAGUGCUUUCACAAGUCAUACAGAAAUUCCCUCAGGAACUCCUUUUACUGCAACGAUGGAGGAAAGCUCUGCUCUGACUCCAACAGAUGAAGAUGGCUCAGGUGACCAAACCCAAGACAUGUUCACUCAGACCUUCACUGUCACAGCAAAAUCGUUUCUCUACAGCACUGAGGCACCAACAGCAAAGUCUCCUGUUACAGCAUCUGCUGUUUCAGACAUUGAGGAUGAUGGUAUUAGUACCGAAACCGCAUUGCUGGAGUCCAUUCCUUCAUUCAUUGGAUCAACCACGAAACCUGAAAAAGAAUCAUUCCUUAUUACCACAGAUACAGUGAGAUCUGGAGACAGCAAUGCCGAUGUCACUGAGGAGUCAAUCAUCACAGCAACUACUGUCUCUUCAAUGUUGAGUACAGAGUCACCAUCAGUCACAGCAUCACGUGAAACUGAAACAAGUGAUACUAUAAAAUCAGCUUUUACUGCAGCUUCAUCACUCUACAGUACUGAGAAACCAACAUCAAUGUCACCUGAAACACAAGAGGCUAUAACCACAAGCCAAACUGAGGAAGCAUCAGUAACACCAGAGAAAAGUACUACUUUCACAAGAAUGGAUGAAAAAACAACUGAGCUCUCCAGCGAAGACACUGCAGUUCCUACAGCCUCCUCAUUGUUUAGCACAGAGGGGAAAACAGAACUGCCAGUUACCGAACAAGACAGUGCUUUCACAAGUCAUACAGAAAGUCCCUCAGGAACUCCUUUUACUGCAACGAUGGAGGAAAGCUCUGCUCUGACUCCAACAGAUGAAGAUGGCUCAGGUGACCAAACCCAAGACAUGUUCACUCAGACCUUCACUGUCACAGCAAAAUCGUUUCUCUACAGCACUGAGGCACCAACAGCAAAGUCUCCUGUUACAGCAUCUGCUGUUUCAGACAUUGAGGAUGACGGUAUUCGUACCGAAACCGCAUUGUUGGAGUCCUUUCCUUCAUUCAUUGGAUCAACCACGAAACCUGAAAAAGAAUCAUUCCUUAUUACCACAGAUACAGAGAGUUCUGGAGACAGCACUACCGAUUUCACUGAGGAGUCAAUCAUCACAGCAACUACUGUCUCUUCAAUGUUGAGUACAGAGUCACCAUCAGUCACAGCAUCACGUGAAACUGAAACAAGUGAUACUAUAAAAUCAGCUUUUACUGCAGCUUCAUCACUCUACAGUACUGAGAAACCAACAUCAAUGUCACCUGAAACACAAGAGGCUGUAACCACAAAUCAAACUGAGGAAGAAUCAGUAACACCAGAGAAUAGUACUACUUUCCCAACAACAGGACAAAAAACAACUGAGCUCUCCAGCGAAGACACUGCAGUUCCUACAGCCUACUCAUUGUUUAGCACAGAGGAGCGAAUAGAACUGCCAAUUACCGAACAAGACAGUGCUUUCACAAAUCAUACAGAAAGUCCCUCAGGAACUCCUUUUACUGCAACGAUGGAGGAAAGCUCUGCUCUGACUCCAACAGAUGAAGAUGGCUCAGGUGACCAAACCCAAGACAUGUUCACUCAGACCUUCACUGUCACAGCAAAAUCGUUUCUCUACAGCACUGAGGCACCAACAGCAAAGUCUCCUGUUACAGCAUCUGCUGUUUCAGACAUUGAGGAUGACGGUAUUCGUACCGAAACUGCAAUGUUGGAGUCCAUUUCUUCAUUCAUUGGAUCAACCACGAAACCUGAAAAAGAAUCAUUCCUUAUUACCACAGAUACAGAGAGUUCUGGAGACAGCACUGCCGAUUUCACUGAGCAGUCAAUCAUCACAGCAACUACUGUCUCUUCAAUGUUGAGUACAGAGUCACCAUCAGUCACAGCAUCACGUGAAACUGAAACAAGUGAUACUAUAAAAUCAGCUUUUACUGCAGCUUCAUCACUCUACAGUACUGAGAAACCAACAUCAAUGUCACCUGAAACACAAGAGGCUGUAACCACAAGUCAAACUGAGGAAGAAUCAGUAACACCAGAGAAAAGUACUACUUUCCCAACAACAGAUGAAAAAACAACUGAGAUCUCCAGCGAAGACACUGCAGUUCCUACAGCCUCCUCAUUGUUUAGCACAGAGGAGCGAACAGAACUGCCAAUUACCGAACAAGACAGUGCUUUCACAAGUCAUACAGAAAGUCCCUCAGGAACUCCUUUUACUGCAACGAUGGAGGAAAGCUCUGCUCUGACUCCAACAGAUGAAGAUGGCUCAGGUGACCAAACCCAAGACAUGUUCACUCAGACCUUCACUGUCACAGCAAAACCGUUUCUCUACAGCACUGAGGCACCAACAGCAAAGUCUCCUGUUACAGCAUCUGCUGUUUCAGACAUUGAGGAUGACGUGUUGGAGUCCAUUCCUUCAUUCAUUGGAUCAACCACGAAACCUGAAAAAGAAUCAUUCCUUAUUACCACAGAUACAGAGAGUUCUGGAGACAGCACUGCCGAUUUCACUGAGGAGUCAAUCAUCACAGCAACUACUGUCUCUUCAAUGUUGAGUACAGAGUCACCAUCAGUCACAGCAUCACGUGAAACUGAAACAAGUGAUACUAUAAAAUCAGCUUUUACUGCAGCUUCAUCACUCUACAGUACUGAGAGACCAACAUCAAUGUCACCUGAAACACAAGAGGCUGUAACCACAAGUCAAACUGAGGAAGAAUCAGUAACACCAGAGAAAAGUACUACUUUCCCAACAACAGGACAAAAAACAACUGAGCUCUCCAGCGAAGACACUGCAGUUCCUACAGCCUCCUCAUUGUUUAGCACAGAGGAGCGAACAGAACUGCCAAUUACCGAACAAGACAGUGCUUUCACAAGUCAUACAGAAAGUCCCUCAGGAACUCCUUUUACUGCAACGAUGGAGGAAAGCUCUGCUCUGACUCCAACAGAUGAAGAUGGCUCAGGUGACCAAACCCAAGACAUGUUCACUCAGACCUUCACUGUCACAGCAAAACCGUUUCUCUACAGCACUGAGGCACCAACAGCAAAGUCUCCUGUUACAGCAUCUGCUGUUUCAGACAUUGAGGAUGACGGUAUUAGUACCGAAACCGCAUUGUUGGAGUCCAUUCCUUCAUUCAUUGGAUCAACCACGAAACCUGAAAAAGAAUCAUUCCUUAUUACCACAGAUACAGAGAGUUCUGGAGACAGCACUGCCGAUUUCACUGAGGAGUCAAUCAUCACAGCAACUACUGUCUCUUCAAUGUUGAGUACAGAGUCACCAUCAGUCACAGCAUCACGUGAAACUGAAACAAGUGAUACUAUAAAAUCAGCUUUUACUGCAGCUUCAUCACUCUACAGUACUGAGAAACCAACAUCAAUGUCACCUGAAACACAAGAGGCUGUAACCACAAGUCAAACUGAGGAAGAAUCAGUAACACCAGACAAAAGUACUACUUUCUCAGGUCAAAAAACAACUGAGCUCUCCAGCGAAGACACUGCAAUUCCUACAGCCUCCUCAUUGUUUAGCACAGAGGGGAAAACAGAACUGCCAGUUACCGAACAAGACAGUGCUUUCACAAGUCAUACAGAAAUUCCCUCAGGAACUCCUUUUACUGCAACGAUGGAGGAAAGCUCUGCUCUGACUCCAACAGAUGAAGAUGGCUCAGGUGACCAAACCCAAGACAUGUCCACUCAGACUUUCACUGUCACAGCAAAAUCGUUUCUCUACAGCACUGAGGCACCAACAGCAAAGUCUCCUGUUACAGCAUCUGCUGUUUCAGAUAUUGAGGAUGACGGUAUUCGUACCGAAACCGCAUUGUUGGAGUCCAUUCCUUCAUUCAUUGGAUCAACCACGGAACCUGAAAAAGAAUCAUUCCUUAUUACCACAGAUACAGAGAGUUCUGGAGACAGCACUGCCGAUUUCACUGAGGAGUCAAUCAUCACAGCAACUACUGUCUCUUCAAUGUUGAGUACAGAGUCACCAUCAGUCACAGCAUCACGUGAAACUGAAACAAGUGAUACUAUAAAAUCAGCUUUUACUGCAGCUUCAUCACUCUACAGUACUGAGAAUCCAACGUCAAUGUCACCUGAAACACAAGAGGCUGUAACCACAAGUCAAACUGAGGAAGAAUCAGUAACACCAGAGAAAAGUACUACUUUCCCAACAACAGGACAAAAAACAACUGAGCUCUCCAGCGAAGACACUGCAGUUCCUACAGCCUCCUCAUUGUUUAGCACAGAGGAGCGAACAGAACUGCCAGUUACCGAACAAGACAGUGCUUUCACAAGUCAUACAGAAAUUCCCUCAGGAACUCCUUUUACUGCAACGAUGGAGGAAAGCUCUGCUCUGACUCCAACAGAUGAAGAUGGCUCAGGUGACCAAACCCAAGACAUGUUCACUCAGACCUUCAUUGUCACAGCAAAAUCGUUUCUCUACAGCACUGAGGCACCAACAGCAAAGUCUCCUGUUACAGCAUCUGCUGUUUCAGACAUUGAGGAUGACGGUAUUCGUACCGAAACCGCAUUGUUGGAGUCCUUUCCUUCAUUCAUUGGAUCAACCACGAAACCUGAAAAUGAAUCAUUCCUUAUUACCACAGAUACAGAGAGUUCUGGAGACAGCACUACCGAUUUCACUGAGGAGUCAAUCAUCACAGCAACUACUGUCUCUUCAAUGUUGAGUACAGAGUCACCAUCAGUCACAGCAUCACGUGAAACUGAAACAAGUGAUACUAUAAAAUCAGCUUUUACUGCAGCUUCAUCACUCUACAGUACUGAGAAACCAACAUCAAUGUCACCUGAAACACAAGAGGCUGUAACCACAAGUCAAACUGAGGAAGAAUCAGUAACACCAGAGAAAAGUACUACUUUCCCAACAACAGGACAAAAACAACUGAGCUCUCCAGCGAAGACACUGCAGUUCCUACAGCCUCCUCAUUGUUUAGCACAGAGGAGCGAACAGAACUGCCAGUUACCGAACAAGACAGUGCUUUCACAAGUCAUACAGAAAUUCCCUCAGGAACUCCUUUUACUGCAACGAUGGAGGAAAGCUCUGCUCUAUUCGUGCGAAACCGCAUUGUUGGAGUCCAUUCCUUCAUUCAUUGGAUCAACCACGGAACCUGAAAAAGAAUCAUUCCUUAUUACCACAGAUACAGAGAGUUCUGGAGACAGCACUGCCGAUUUCACUGAGGAGUCAAUCAUCACAGCAACUACUGUCUCUUCAAUGUUGAGUACAGAGUCACCAUCAGUCACAGCAUCACGUGAAACUGAAACAAGUGAUACUAUAAAAUCAGCUUUUACUGCAGCUUCAUCACUCUACAGUACUGAGAAACCAACAUCAAUGUCACCUGAAACACAAGAGGCUGUAACCACAAGUCAAACUGAGGAAGAAUCAGUAACACCAGAGAAAAGUACUACUUUCCCAACAACAGGACAAAAAACAACUGAGCUCUCCAGCGAAGACACUGCAGUUCCUACAGCCUCCUCAUUGUUUAGCACAGAGGAGCGAACAGAACUGCCAGUUACCGAACAAGACAGUGCUUUCACAAGUCAUACAGAAAUUCCCUCAGGAACUCCUUUUACUGCAACGAUGGAGGAAAGCUCUGCUCUGACUCCAACAGAUGAAGAUGGCUCAGGUGACCAAACCCAAGACAUGUCCACUCAGACUUUCACUGUCACAGCAAAAUCGUUUCUCUACAGCACUGAGGCACCAACAGCAAAGUCUCCUGUUACAGCAUCUGCUGUUUCAGACAUUGAGGAUGACGGUAUUCGUACCGAAACCGCAUUGUUGGAGUCCUUUCCUUCAUUCAUUGGAUCAACCACGAAACCUGAAAAUGAAUCAUUCCUUAUUACCACAGAUACAGAGAGUUCUGGAGACAGCACUACCGAUUUCACUGAGGAGUCAAUCAUCACAGCAACUACUGUCUCUUCAAUGUUGAGUACAGAGUCACCAUCAGUCACAGCAUCACGUGAAACUGAAACAAGUGAUACUAUAAAAUCAGCUUUUACUGCAGCUUCAUCACUCUACAGUACUGAGAAACCAACAUCAAUGUCACCUGAAACACAAGAGGCUGUAACCACAAGUCAAACUGAGGAAGAAUCAGUAACACCAGAGAAAAGUACUACUUUCCCAACAACAGGUCAAAAAACAACUGAGCUCUCCAGCGAAGACACUGCAGUUCCUACAGCCUCCUCAUUGUUUAGCACAGAGGAGCGAACAGAACUGCCAGUUACCGAACAAGACAGUGCUUUCACAAGUCAUACAGAAAUUCCCUCAGGAACUCCUUUUACUGCAACAAUGGAGGAAAGCUCUGCUCUGACUCCAACAGAUGAAGAUGGCUCAGGUGACCAAACCCAAGACAUGUUCACUCAGACCUUCACUGUCACAGCAAAAUUGUUUCUCUACAGCACUGAGGCACCAACAGCAAAGUCUCCUGUUACAGCAUCUGCUGUUUCAGACAUUGAGGAUGACGGUAUUCGUACCAAAACCGCAUUGUUGGAGUCCAUUCCUUCAUUCAUUGGCUCAACCACGAAACCUGAAAAAGAAUCAUUCCUUAUUACCACAGAUACAGAGAGUUCUGGAGACAGCAAUGCCGAUGUCACUGAGGAGUCAAUCAUCACAGCAACUACUGUCUCUUCAAUGUUGAGUACAGAGUCACCAUCAGUCACAGCAUCACGUGAAACUGAAACAAGUGAUACUAUAAAAUCAGCUUUUACUGCAGCUUCAUCACUCUACAGUACUGAGAAACCAACGUCAAUGUCACCUGAAACACAAGCGGCUGUAACCACAAGUCGAACUGAGGAAGAAUCAGUAACACCAGAGAAAAGUACUACUUUCCCAACAACAGGUCAAAAAACAACUGAGCUCUCCAGCGAAGACACUGCAGUUCCUACAGCCUCCUCAUUGUUUAGCACAGAGGAGCGAACAGAACUGCCAGUUACUGAACAAGACAGUGCUUUCACAAGUCAUACAGAAAUUCCCUCAGGAACUCCUUUUACUGCAACAAUGGAGGAAAGCUCUGCUCUGACUCCAACAGAUGAAGAUGGCUCAGGUGACCAAACCCAAGACAUGUUCACUCAGACCUUCACUGUCACAGCAAAAUUGUUUCUCUACAGCACUGAGGCACCAACAGCAAAGUCUCCUGUUACAGCAUCUGCUGUUUCACCUGAAACAGAAGACACUGUUACCACAAUGCAGGCAACGAUAGCACCAGCUACACCAGAAACAAUUACUAUUAUAGAUAUUUUUUCACAGUCAUCUUCUGUGGCUGCAUCUUCUAUCUCAACCAUAGAUUAUGUCAGUACUACAUCAUCUGUGCUACCGAUUAACGAUUUGAAUCAUAGCACUGGAACAGAAUCCACAUUUGUCCAAUCUGGUCCCUCCGCACUAACUCCUGUGGUUGAAGACUAUGAGAUGAGUACUGUCCUCUCUUCCACAGAUACUGAAAGCUCAGGAGAUGAGGUGAUGCACAGAACAACUGGUGGAACAAUUUACUCAACUGGAGCACCACUGUCCAGCACUCAUCGCUUACUCACCGAGCUCUACAGCAAGUCCACAAAGCCAGGAACCACAGCCACCACACCUCUGGAGUUAACACCAGACAUUACAAUUACACAACAACCUCAAAAGCUAUUAAGCACAGAAAAAACAUCAACCAUCCAAAUCUGUGAUGAAUUUGAAACAAGUUCUGCAAUUGCUUUAACGGAGGAAGACAUCUCGACUGGGAAAACAACUGAAAUUUUAGCAGAGGACUCAUCUGCCCUGUCUUCUUUGCCAACUACAGACCAAACAGUGGAACCAAGCAGCUACUCAGCUAUAGUGAUUGGCAGCUCACAGGAAACUGCUAUUACAUCUCCAAGCUCCACAAGAUCAUCCAUUCCUAUCAUUGAUGACACUGAGUCUAUUGAUCAAACCCCUGAUUUUACCACCAAAGUUGCUGGUAAAACAUUAACUACCAUCUCUUCAAUGUUCAGCACAGAAAAACCAACAGCAAGUGAUAUCUCAGAAUCUACGGUUAUUACAGCUUCUUCUUUGUACAGUACCGAGAUACCUAUUUCCCUUGACACAGAAAAGAGUACUGAAAACCACACUGUAACUCUUGAAACAGACUCUGUGAUCACAACUACUGAAAGCAGUGGAGAUCAAACUCCUGAUAAUAUGUUAACCAAGAAACCUCUAUCUCCUUCCCCCACCGACAUCUCAUCAUCUUCUGUUCUCAGCACAGAGUCCCCAACUGUCACACCAUCAGUACAGCUAGAUGAGGAAGUGGACUACAGCAUCAACACAGACUUCACAUUAAUUGAAUCCUUACCUACCUUUGUGAGAACAACUGUCAAGCCUACCAGCACUGCUUUUACCACAUACUCAAGAUCCUUAUUCACUGAUGAAGUUGGUUCAGCUGAUGUUGCCACUAGUCCUGUUUCUUCCAUGUUCAGUACAGAGACACCAGUAGCAGUGUUUGCAGAAACAACAAAGAGCACUGCAACAGAUGAAACAUCAAUUACUCAUACAAAAGUUCUCACGAAAGCAACAGCAAGCGCAGCUACCACAGUGUCUUCAAUGAUUAAUACAGAGAAGCCAUUAUUCACAAGAGCAUCUCCUGAAACUGAAACACGUGAAGUUUUUAAAUCUCAUGUAACUGUAGCUUCUUCUUUCUAUAGUGCUGAAAAACCAACACCAUUGCCACCAAGUGCCUCCAGCGAAUCUCAAAGUAAAUUCCCAUUCUCUACAGCAACAGAUGAAAGUCCAAUAGCUGAGACUCAGAGCACACUAUAUCCUGGUGUUAAAUCAUUAACCCAAUCCUCACCACAGUUCAUGACAGAGGAGUCUACAGAUGCUACCCAAUUUUCUGCCACAAUUGCAUCCACAGAUGAAACUCCCCUAGAAUCACCAACAGCAGCUGAGCAACCCUCUGUGGAACAAACAGCCUUAGCAACAACCACAUUUAGACCAUCAAUUACAUCCACAUUUGUUGAGAAAGAAAGUUCAAAUGAUACAGAAUUUACAACUGUCAAACAUCAUACACUUGAAACCUCUAAACCCAUGGCAGUCCCCAAUGUCACCACAUUUACUUCAAAGGAAACUACUUACUUUGACAUGGAGAACUCUGGUUACUCACCUGAAGAGGAUGAUUUGGAGUCAAGUUCAGAUGGAUCUGGUGCAGAGGUAUCCUUUGAGGCUACCACAAAACCCCAGGAUGAAUUUACUGUGGCCACAGAUGAGACUGAAAUAGAUGAGACUCAGAGUGCAUCUGACAUGUUAAGUGCUGCAUCCUCAACUCACUCCAGUACACAGCUUACCAAGGAAUUCAUGUCAACAACCCAAUCUCCACACAUGUCCCCUACUGUAGCAGCUACAAAACAAAUCACUUUGUCAUUUAGUGCUGUUGCUGUCACUGAGGAGAGCUCAAGUGACCAAACAACAGAUAAGUCCACUGACAAGGUUAUUACACAAAAAACGACUGGCACUGCAGCCUUUUCUCUUUAUAGCACUGAGAAGCUGACAGCAAUGUCUCCUGAAAUACACACUUCAACAGUUCAGGGGAGCUCAGCAGAUAUGACGUCCUCAGUGUCAUCUUCAACUGUUUAUAAGACAGAGUCUCCUGCUGUCACUUUGGUUACAUCUUCAGGUUCAUUGGAUAUUGAUGAGAGUUUGGACAAUGCUAUUAGCAAACAACCCUUACUUUUGGAAUCAGUGCCUUCCUCUACAGAAGUAACUGAAAGACCAGCUGCGCCAUCUAUGAGUAGUACUGCUCCCCCCAUAGGUACAAAUUCGGUGUAUACAGAAGAGGAUGGUUCAGGUGACCAUGCAGCUGAUGUGCUUACUAAAGUGGAUGCUACAGUGUCUUCAGUGUUCAGCACAAAGGAACCAACAAUAACAGCAACAUCUCAUGAAAGUGCAUCUGCUGAUAUUACAAUGAGUACAGCCUCUUCCCUGUUCAGCACAGAGAAUCCUAAAACAACAACAUCAUCACAUGAAAGUGGAACAUCUGAUAUUCCAAAAUCUGCUGUAACUUCAGCUUCUUCUCUCUACAGCACUGAGAAGCCAAACAUAACCACAGUAUAUGCUGUAUCUGCCCAGUCAGUUAACAUUCCUAUAUCUCCAUCAACACCAAGUUCAGCCUUUACUUUGACAGAAGGAGAGAGUUCAGGUGACCAAGCCACUGAGAUUGUUACCUCAAAGCCCUCAGUGAUGGAGAGCAUCACAUUCGGAGAAGCAACAGGUGAAACUGAAACCUUUGUUUCAGUCACACCAACCUCUGAUGAGCAGGUUUCCUCACAGGAGGGUGAAAUUACUCCAGAUACAGAAAGCCCCAUCACGUCUGAAGUGACAGAGCCUCCUGUUUCGUACACUGGGAAAGAUGACGUUAGUGUAGCUGAGCACAUAACACAGUCCUCCCCCCAUACAGUUGGAGCUUCAAUUAGUAGUCACACUACAGUUGACUUCACCACAGUAAGCUCCAGCAGUGAACAUAAGCAAGAUGGAUUCACAUUGAUGUCCACCCCUAUUCCCUCCAUUAUAUAUCAUAGCGUUGCAGACCAGCAGGUCGUGAUCAUUACUCCUAGUAGCAGCCAAGCCAAGACUGACCUAACUGAACAAACACCUACUAUGGUCCUGCAUGUGUCUAAACCGUCAACCAGCACAACCAUCAUAUUCACAGAGGAUGCAAAAGAUGAAGAUGUGCUGUUCUCUGCAGUUACAGAUAGUAUGAGGGAAGGCAGCCCCAGUCCUGAGCCUCUCACCAAAGAUGAUACUAUCAUUAAUGCAGAUACUAUUUCCAUAGUUCCCUCUUCUUCGUUUUACCCAAACAUCCAGACAGAGGAAGUUGGAGGUGUCACAGCAAUUACAAUGACACAAAAGUUGGAGGUAACAGAAGAUCCAGAGGGUUCAGGGACUGAUAGUGCCACCUCCUUUACUCCUACACCAGUAACUUUACAUGCAAUCUCAGCCACUGAUUCAUCAUUAGCCUCAACAUCUUCUGAAUAUUUACUGUCCACUAGUGAAGAGACAGUCACAUCCAAACUACAGGCCACCCCAGAUACUACUGUGUCGACAAAGUCAAGCUCUGAAGAAACCUAUGAUUUAACUACACCACAUACAGUUUUCCCUACUGAGACUCAAACCAAACUAGUUCCAGAGCAGGUGAAGGAUGAUUUUUCAGGUGAGGACACUGCUGAUAAUGUCACUGAGUCUAUCACUGAGAUCGCAACCUCUGCAUCUUUGCUUUCUCAAACCUCAAGUGAAACAACAGACACAAGCUCAGUCACUCCAGUGUCCAGUAAAGAGUAUAUGGUCAGCACAGUUGAAAAAGAAAAAUCCAUGACCUCCUCACCCACAGCCAUUGCAGCCACAAGUCAUGGCGCAACAGGUGAAACCUUAAGUUCAACCAUUUUCACACAAACCACUGUACACACACCGGUGUCCACUGAACUUGGCACUGUGAAACCAACCAGUAAAGAAUCUGAUGAUGAAUCUUCAGGUGACGAUGACUCUGAUGAAGGCUCUGCAGUGGAAACCUCAGAGACAACUUCAGCGUCCUCUGUGGAUGAAUGGACAGCAUCUGAAAAACCAGUGACAUCUACAGUCUCUUCACUGUUCAGCACUGAGAAACCAACUGUUGCCCCUGACAUCGAUGAUACGGAUGAUGAGAUUUCAGGUGACCAAAACCAAAGUAUGUUCACUGAAGAUGUAAUUACACCAGUUAAGGCAGAACACUUCUCACCAACCUCACCUAGAACUACCACAGGAGAGGUUUCAACGUCACCAACAAGUGCUUCCUUGGCUCUCUAUAGAACAGUGAAACCGUCUGUCACUUCUGUGUCAGACAUUACUGAUACAGACACUUCAAUAAAGCUAGAUAAAACUUCUGGUAUACUGAAAGCUUCAACAGUAAAUGCAGAGCCAGUAACAUUUUCAGUUACCUCACCUGAACCUGGCACUGGGGCGACUGAAAUAUCAGUAUCAAGUGCUGCUUCCAGUCUUUAUAGCACUAAGAAGCCAACUGUCACAUCCUCUCCUGAUGUUACUGGGAAGGAUAGAUCAAGUGGUCACACUCAUAUGACAGAGCCUAUGACACAGACAGCAGCUCCUCUGCACAGUACAAUGAAAAUGGACCAAAUGCUAUCCACAACAUUAGCUCUUCCCUGCAGCACUGAUACAUUUUCAGUGGCAAGUAACACAGGUGUGGAGGGCUCUGGGGAUGAGAUCUCAGAUACCACAACUGCAUCACUUAAGACAGUGACAUCUGAGAGUGAAAAGACUGUAGCCACUCCAGUACCCCCUCUUUUCAGUACAGAGAAACCCACCACAAUGAACCAAGAGGAUGAAACUCAGACAAGUGAGAAAACAACAGAGGUAGAGAAAGCAUCAUUGUCAGAAACAUUUUCACCCCCUACCGAUGAAGCAACGUCAACCCCAACACAUGAAGAGAGUACAAGGGACCACAUCACCUCUAUGUCUACAAAAGAAUCCCUUUCUACAUCCACAGUGUCUUCUCUACAAAGCACUCCAAAGCCUGCUGUGAUGGUUCAGUUUGUCACCACUUUUGACCCAGAACCAGAUACAACACCACCUGAGGUGUCCUUCCAACAGGCCAGGUCUGAGAUCCCGUUCACUCACCAUCCCCACAUUGACAUCUCCUCAGAUAAAACUGUGUUGGCCACAACCAGCCCUAUGUUGCCCAGUGAGGAAUCAAGCCAGCACUUUGAACCUAGUGAUGUGACUCCCCAGACGGGAGUUACACCCAUGUCACUGGAAGAUAAGACAGCUGAAGCACCAAGCCAAGCACCUGUAACCAAAGAAGUUUCAACUGAUGCUGAAGGUAGCACAGACAAAGAUAGUGAAGUCCAGAAAACAUCUACUGAUGCAAUAACUUCAGGCCCUACAGAUGAAACAGUAGAUUCUAAAAGGACAAAGCCUGCAGGGGUUGAAUAUACAACUCCAAAACUUGCAAAACCCGAAGAAACUGCAGCUGUUGAGAUUGCAUCUUCUGCGGACUUAAACUCAGUGGAAACAUCAGCAGAGAGUUCAAGUGAACAAACUCUAGAGGCAACUACUUCUUCUCUUUCAGUGCAAACAAAAAAGAUUCUGACCACAACUGUGUCUUCACCAUUCAGCACUGUGACUCCAUUGGUGGCUUCCAUUUCAGAUGUUACUGAUCAAGUGGCUUCUGAAGAGUCAUCAACAACAUCACCCAAAAUGGUGACAGGAGAGAGUGAACAGACUGCCACUUCCCCCUCUGCCACUGAAAAAUCAACUGCAGCGUUACUUGAGACUUCAACAGAUAAAGAAGGUUCCAGUUAUGAAAAGACAUCAUCAGAGAGUGAGGAGAUCUUUGGAUCAACAGAAACCAGUAUUAUCAUUAUAAAAGAAGAAGGUUCAGGUGACAAGACAUUUAUUACUGUCACUCCAGCUGUUUCAUCCCUGUCCAGUACUGUUAAAUUGGAUAUUAUCACCAGCACUUUAUCAUCUGAGAUGGCAAACACCCAAACAGAUAAGCCAGAAUCAUCUACAUAUGAACAAACCUCAGGUCAGAAGUCACCUGAGACCUUCAUCACUGAAGCUUAUGCAACACAAUACCCUGAUGUGACCAGCACUGUCGAGUCACCAAAGACAUCAACUUCUCUUGAGACAGGAUCAACAGAUUCUGAAAGCGAAGAGACACAAGAUGCAGACCUAACAAGUGCACAUCAACCCACUGGUGUUACACAUGUGGCAGAAAUCUCUACAAACUCAGAGACUGAAGUAGAGUUCACCACAAUGACAGCUCAACAUAUUUCCUUUGAGUCUACUUCAAAUGUCCUUUCAGCACCAUCACAGCCUGAUGUUAUGGUCAAAUAUGUCACAACAGUUUCCCCUGUACAACACCUAACAACUCCUCAGAAGUCAUUUGAACAAGCCAGGUCUGAGAUCGCACUAACACACCGCCCUCACACUGAUCUUUCUUCUCAGGAUGUAUCACUGACCACAACUCACCCUAUGUUUGCAAGUCAUGAAACAAGCCAAAUUACAGAAUCAUCAACUGUGGCUGCAGCUGUAUCUGCUUUAGUGGAAGAUGGGACAGUUGAGCCCACUGUUGUUCAGAUUUUAAGUGAUGCAAAGAUUGAACCACCUCCAGAUACAUAUGUCCAAACAAAACUCCCUGCUUCAGAUGACAGGCGUUAUGAAGAUGUAGAUUAUCCAAGCCCAGAUUAUGAAGCAGCAGAUUCCAACAAAGUUGAAUCAGAUCCACAAUACAAUGAAACCACAAUACCAAGAGAAGUAGCAGUGGUGUUCAUUAGUACACCACCUGUUGUUUCUCAAACAUCUGAGACUGAAAUCCAGACUGUAUUCAAGAUAGAUGUAGCCACAUCUUCAAAGAUGGAGUCCGCUAUUGUUGAUAGCACCUCUGGGAAUGAGGAGGUUGUGGGCAAAAGAGAGAAACUGGACAGUGACAUAACUGCACCUCCAUCACUCACUGGCGGAGAACCACCACUAAGAGGGGAGGAAACAACUGCACUACCUGACACAGUACUCGAUUUGGGGCACACCGUUGUUGGCGAGACUGUUGAAAUUCCAGAAGUUUACUCAUGUUCAGAAAACAUUUGUCUGAAUGGAGGAUCUUGCUACAAGAGUGGCAGCAUCUAUACAUGUAGCUGUGCUCCUGGUUACAGCGGUGAUCGCUGUGAAACAGAUUUUGAUGAGUGCCAGUCAAACCCAUGCCGCAAUGGAGGUACAUGUGUUGAUGGGCUGGCUUCUUUCACAUGCGUGUGCCUACCGAGCUACUCUGGGUUGUAUUGUGAGGAGGAUACAGAUACAUGUGACUAUGGCUGGCAUAAGUUUCAGGGCCACUGCUACAAGUACUUCCCCCACAGAAGAAACUGGGACACAGCAGAGAGAGAAUGUCGCAUGCAUGGGGCUCAUCUUACCAGCAUCCUCUCCCACGAGGAGCAACAGUUUGUCAACCGUCUUGGACAGGAUUACCAGUGGAUCGGCCUGAAUGAUAAGAUGUUUGACAGUGACUUCCGCUGGACUGAUGGCAGGCCUAUGCAAUAUGAAAACUGGAGGCCCAACCAGCCUGACAGCUUCUUCUCUUCUGGCGAGGAUUGUGUAGUAAUGAUAUGGCAUGAGGACGGCCAGUGGAAUGAUGUUCCUUGCAACUACCAUCUCACCUUCACCUGCAAGAAAGGCACAGUGGCCUGUAGCCAGCCCCCUCUGGUGGAGAAUGCACAUACCUUUGGGAAGAAACGUGAGAGAUAUGAGAUCAACUCGCUGGUGAGGUACCAGUGCCGGACAGGGUUUAUUCAGAGGCACAUCCCAACUAUCCGUUGUCGUGGGGAUGGACGAUGGGAUAGCCCUAAAAUCUCCUGCAUGAAUCCUUCAAGCUAUCAGAGGACCUUUAUCAGAAGACAUCAAGUCAAUAGUCUCUAUAGCAUCAACAACUUCAAGAGAUGGCCAGAUGAGGCCUUCCGCUUUCAACAUCAGCGGGGAAGGAGAAACAGGACUUAACAUAAGCGGAAGAGACAGUCAUUGCGAUGUAACAUAGCAUGGCUUCCCUGAGACAAGAACACAUGGAUGAUGCUUGUGUGGAAAGAGAAAAGGAAUCUCAAAAGAAAACCACAAGAGAAAACUCAUCAAAGAAAAGAGGAUAACCUGCAGUUUUCUUGCAUUUUGGAUGACGAUGGAAUCUUAUGAAGUGCCUUUUAAAGAGAUGUUGAUACAUGACUUUUCUUAUCAAGGGGCACUGUUUUAUAACAAUGUCAUUAUGGACAAUAUACUUUCAGCUGGCUACUGGAAAAGCAAAAAGUACACUCAUCAUUAUUUUUUAAACUGCAGAAGUUUUUUGUUUGUGCUUAUCUUAUCAAAUAAUACAUUCAUGACUGUUGUCUAAUACCUUUGCAUACCGACUGUACUAUUUAAAAUAACCAUAAGUGUUCCUUAUUCAUAGAAAAAGCUGUUGUGAAAUUAUAGCGCUUAUGUUAUGUAAAGGAAUCCAUUAUUUUGUCGUGCUGUUUUAAGCUGGACUUCGUUUUAAUGAUCAUGCAUGCAUAUGCAUAUAUACUGAAGUCCUCAAAUUUUUAACUAUGUUUAUUAUAUGUCAAGAGAUCUAAGUUUGGUAUCUCAAAACACAAAUGGAGGCAUCAGUAGCAAUGAUUGCUCAUGCAAAGGACUCACUGUUAUUCAGAUUCCAGAUUAAUAAUACAUCCAAGUUUGGGGAAAUUUCACUAAAUCACUCAGUUAACUGCUGAAGACCUUCUUUGUGGUGGCAGCUUUUAAAGUACCAAAUUACCUUUUAUUAGUUUCAGCCUUCACUGGAUGUCAUCAGUGUCUUCAGUUUAUGGAUAUAUUUCUAUAGAGAGAAUUUUUUAAAGCUUACUGACAUUUCUUUUGUAUGAUAUUUUGCAUGAGUUCUUUCUAAGUACUUACCAACAAAGCCUUAAUCCACUGAUGGAAAUUGAUGUCCAUCAAUUAUUUUAAAAUGAAAGAAGGGAAGUGUGGCUCAAGUAGCCUGUAUUUUCUGCUCAUGUGUGUUCAGUGCAUAACUUACAAUUCGUUGCUAUAGCAUGUUUACAAUAACUGUUAUGCUGUUCAUAAUUACACAGCAAGAAGUCUUGCUCUCAUCUGUUGCUGUUGUGCUGUAGCUUGUGAUGGUUUUCUAGGUAAUGCUUUUCUUCUGCACACUUAACUUUUCUAUUACUGUGGUCAAUUGGAAUCAGCCAUUGAGAGAAUGUAUUUUGUGAAUCACUCAAAAAGACUUGAACGUAACGGCUGUUUAAGUAGAGAUGCAUAUAAUUUAUUUUCAAGCUGCUCUUGAUCUCCUUACUUGUUUUAUACUGACAGGUAAAAUAUGAUGCUGUCAUCUGGCCCAGCAGUGCUCUUCAUAUAUUAUUAUUGUAUGUUCAACAGGAGACCAGCCACAAUCACAGACUGUCUAAAAGGGAUGCAUUGAAGAUGAAAAAUUACUUAAUGGUACAAUGGAUUUAUACGUCUUUUUACGUCUUUAAUGCCAGCAGUGGACCAAAGAAUAUGGAGGGCCCCAUAGGCUGCAUUAAUGUUGUUCUGUAACAUUAACAAAAUGUUUUGUGGAUGGUUACAUGUAUCUCCAGCAUUUUUAAGUUGGUUUUGUCUGUCUGUGAAUGUUUGUGUGUGUGUUUCAGCCUUAAUGUGCAUAUAAUAUCAUUUUAUAUUUAUAACAGUUUGUUUUUUAUUUCACAAUGUGAAUGUCUGGGAUGUUUGUGAAUUUUUUUAAUGAGAUCCAACUGUUUUUUUUCCUGCUUUAAAUCACCAAAGACAUAAAAUAUAUGGAUAUUAUAAAAUAAUAA